Messenger RNA from Odocoileus virginianus texanus, 1041 nucleotides. Lineage: Eukaryota; Metazoa; Chordata; Mammalia; Artiodactyla; Cervidae. The record is from RefSeq and is a predicted model, not a curated record.
GGGAGCCUGAGAAGGGAAAGGGUGAAGCUUGGGAAUGAGAGGGGCCUGGCUGCCCACGGCGGGGCAAAGGGUCACCUCCCAUGGGAACACAGGCCCCGACCUCACCUCUGCUCAAAGUGCUCAGCCUCAGCUUCACAGGACUGGGCCGGGCUGAUUGCGGGGAAGGGCUGGGGGAGACGGAAGGGCAGCGCGUUGUUCAGGUCCCCGCCGCAACGCGGUGGUCCUCGCUGGAAGCUCUCCCCGAGGGGGCGGCCCCCUGCCAGGUCGGUGAGCUGUGCCUGCAGGCAUCGCCCCAGAAGCCUAAAGUUCCCCUGGUCAACGUGAGCCUCUACUAUGAGGCGCUGUGCCCUGGCUGCCGGAUGUUCCUGAUGCGAGAGCUCUUCCCGACGUGGCUGAUGGUGUGGGAAAUCCUCAACAUCACCUUGGUGCCCUAUGGGAACGCUCAGGAAAGAAACGUCAGUGGCAAGUGGGAGUUCUCAUGCCAGCAUGGUGAGCGGGAGUGCAAGCUUAACAAAGUGGAGGCCUGCCUGCUGGACCAGCUGGAGCCGAAAACAGCCUUCCUGACCAUUGUCUGCCUAGAGGAAAUGACUGACAUGGAGCAAAAUCUGAAGCCAUGCCUGCAGAUCUAUGCGCCAAAGGUGUCCCCGGAUUCCAUCAUGGAGUGUGCUCUAGGGGACCGUGGCACGCAGCUCUUGCACAAAUAUGCUCAGCUCACGGAUGCUUUGCGGCCACCCCACACAUAUGUGCCCUGGGUCGUCGUCAAUGGGGAACACAUGAAAGAAGAUGAGCAUCUCCUACCCCUUGUCUGCCGCUUGUACCAGGGCCAGAAGCCAGAUGUCUGCCAACCCACAGCUGACCUGUCCAAGCAAGUCCACUUCAAGUGACUGACAGCCGGUGUCCUGGGAGGGAUCUGGUGCAAGAAGAACGAAAUCACACCUGUCCUUGUUUUUUGAUCCCUGACUCAGCAAAGCCACUACUUCUACCUAUUCUCAAAAUUCUGCCCCAGGAUCAAGAAUCUUGCCUAAAAAAAAAAAAAAAAAA